This is a messenger RNA of Staurois parvus, 1517 nucleotides long. The record is from the annotation of a GenBank genome assembly. Lineage: Eukaryota; Metazoa; Chordata; Amphibia; Anura; Ranidae.
CUAAAAGAUUGUUUUAAAAAGUACUAUCUGAAACAAUCAAUUUACCACAUACAUGUUCAUGUUCAAUUGUUUGUUUGUAUUUGUGUUUCAGUCUCACUGCAGGACAUUACAAUGAGGAAAGCUUUUAGAAGUUCUACCAUCAGGAUCAGCAGCUGUUUGACCGCAAAACCUUGCCAAUUCCACUUCAUGAAACCUAUGAGUUGUGUGAACAUCCACCACCUCUUGACAUCCUAACACCCUACAGAGAUGACGGUAAAGAAGGCCUAAAAUUUUACACAAAUCCAUCCUACUUCUUUGAUUUAUGGAAGGAGAAGAUGUUGCAAGACACAGAGGACAAACGGAAGGAGAAGCGAAAACAAAAGCAAAAGAAUAUUGAUCGUCCACAUGAACCAGAGAAAGUGCCUCGAGCUCCACAUGACAGACGUCGUCAGUGGCAGAAGUUAGCUCUGGGUGCUGAGCUGGCCGAAGAUGAUAUAGACCUUGGACAGAAACAUAUUGAAAUAGUUAAUGGACCAGCAUCACAUUUUGAAACAAGGCCACAAGCCUAUGGAGAAAAUGCAGAUGGAAACUUCUCGCUUGCAGCACUACCUUACAGUCAGAUGAAUGAUCUCCUGAACAGGGUUCAGGGUGAAGAAAGGGUUUUGGUAAGGCCUCAUGAACCACCACCUCCUCCACCAAUGCAUGCUGCCGGAGAUGGAAAAGCCAUGCCAGUUAUCAGUGCCACACAAGGUUUGAAUGAAAACAGGCCACAGUCUCCAGCCACUGGAAGAACGCAAGUGUUUGUGAGCCCUUCUCCUCCACCACCACCACCUCUUCCUCCUCCUCCUCCUCCACCUCUUCCAUCUGCACUUUCUGCAUCUUCACUGCGCUCCUCUAUAUCCUCCACUCCUCCGCCUCCUAUUCCUCCACCACCCCCACCUCCUGCAACUAGCUUACAGAAUACUGCUGUUCCACCACCUCCAACUCCUCUUCAGAUCGCACCUGGAGUACUCCACCCAGCACCACCUCCUAUAGCCCCUCCUCUUGUACAGCCUUCCCCUCCAUCAUCACGUUCUGCUCAAGCAGGUGAAGCGGUGCCAGUACAUCCACUUCCACAAACUGAAGCACAGGGGCUUCCACCACCACCUCCUCCACCACCUUUACCUCCUCCUGGAAUGCGUCCUUCUUCCCCUGUUGCAGUCCCACCACUCUCUCACCCCCCUGCAGGUUUACAUCCUCUUGCAUCUAUUGUACCUGGCUCCCAUGCUCCUUUGCUUCCUCCAUCCCCACCAUCACAAGUUGCUCCUGAUUCCAAGCGACAUCCAUCUACUCUACCAGUAAUCAGUGACGCAAGAAGUGUUCUACUGGAAGCAAUACGAAAAGGUAUUCAACUUCGUAAAGUUGAAGAACAGCGUGAACAAGAAGCCAAGCAUGAGCGCAUUGAGAAUGAUGUGGCUACCAUCUUGUCUCGGCGAAUCGCUGUGGAAUACAGUGACUCAGAAGAUGAUUCGGAGUUUGAUGAAGUAGAUUGGGAGUGA